AUGACAUCACCUCAGCCGCCUCGAGACGACUCCAAGACCACCGGUCGGGCAGGCAUUCCUAUCCCAACGGAGCUUGUCCUGCAGAUCGUGAAAGCCAUUGGCCCACGACCGAAGCCAAAGCCAGCAAAACAUCUAAGACUUCACGGUGCUCUCGAAGCCGAGGCCGACUCCGACUCCGAUGACCUGAAGAUAGUGGAUGACUAUUUUUACGAAAACCCCAAUAAGCCAACGCUAUCGAACGUUCUUGAAGGCAUUACCGACCUCAAAAAUUUGGCCAUCACAUGUAGGGCACUGUAUCAAACGUUGAGGUGUGUGCUUUACCAGCGAAGUGGACAAGAGGAUGACUGGUAUGCUCUUCGAUGGGCCAGUUUCAACGGCAACCUCCUUGCGUUGGAAGCGGCCGUCGAGGCCGGCGCAUCAGUCAACUACGCCUUUGAGAAGACCGGAACCCCAAUAGACAUGAUGAACUAUGGACGCGUAGAAAGCACUUUUGGAAGCAACUUCCCCAUACUGCAAAGGUCAAAGACGUACAACUUCGGCACACCCUUGCUCGCGGCGGCGUAUGGCGACGUCACCGGGCGACAUCAAGCAAUCAAGUGGUUGCUCUCUCACGGCGCCGACCCAAAUACCACAGACACCAACGGGAUCACGCCACUGCAUGUCGUAUGUAGAUGGGGCGUACGAGCGAGCGUGACCGUUGAGCUCCUUCUCAAGAAAGGCGCAGACGCCAAUGCCCUCGGCCCUCGGGGAUGGACGCCUCUCCACAUGGCGUGCUACGCGCGGAGAUGGCAUCCUGAUCCGGAGGACCCUCGACGAAUGUCUCAGCAAAAGCAGGACCAAGCCAUGAUACCUACUGCAAAGGCGCUGAUCAAAGCAGGGGCUGAAUUGCGGGCCAGAACGACCUUGGGCGGAGCGAAGGAGUCUGGCGAGCCCUACAUCGGUGGCUUGACGCCGUAUGAGUUGGCUCUUUACUGUCAGAAUGUUACAAUGGUCGAGUUCUUCCGUGAGCAGGAAGCGAUUGCUCCGACGAGUUUGGCCACUACCUCAAGGGCCGUCUUAUCUGCAAGCGGCUCAUCGACCCUCCACAUCCACGACACAGCCGACCCCACGAUCCCCAUCACGCAAUCCAUCAGCGGUGCACACAAGCUGGGCUGCCACCACAUCUGCACCUCCCGUAAUGGUCUGGUCGCCGCGAGUGCAGGCUUCGCCGGCGAGGUGAAGAUCUGGGUCAUCAACAAGGACACGAGCGAGUGGAAGCUCCACUCAGAGAUCACGAACAAGGCGGCCAAGGCCGGCGAGGUCUGGGCCAUUGCGCUUAGCGAGGAUGGAAAAUUCCUGGCGGGUACGACCUACGACGGCCGGGUGAAUGUGUGGGACGUUGGAGAAGAGGGCACGCCCAAGAUUAGAGAGUACGAGACGGGAAGCCCUGGCCAGGGAAGCUUUGGUAUGUCGGUCGACUUGAGCCGUGAUGGGCGAUACACUGCCAGUGGCCACCAGAACGGAGCUGUCUACGUCUUCAACAAUGACAACGGAAAGUUGUUGUUCUCACUACCAGGCCUGGUCAAAUCUGUCCGCUCUGUCUCAUUCUCCCCUGGAAACACCAGACUCGCUGCUGCUGGCGACUCAUCCGUUAUUGCUCUCUACGAUAUCAAGAAUGGCGAGCAAGUCAGCAACAUGACUGGCCACUCCUCAUGGAUCACAUCUGUUGACUGGAACGACACGGGUGAAUACUUGCUUAGCGGAGCGAUGGACGGAAAGGUCAAGGUCUGGUCAGUGGAGCGUAGCGCCUGUGUCGCGACGCAUAGCGAGACAGACAAGGCUUUGUGGGCUGUCAAGUGGCUCCCGAAGACUGGAAAGAACGAGUCUUUCUGUACGGCGGGCGCCAACAGGAGCAUUUCAUUCUAUAGAGAAGCUACUGGUGCAUAA
Colletotrichum abscissum is the source of this 1926-nucleotide messenger RNA. RefSeq names its product WD repeat domain-containing protein. Bases 1 to 1926 code for a protein of 641 amino acids. Gene Ontology annotation, cellular component: nucleus. Lineage: Eukaryota; Fungi; Ascomycota; Sordariomycetes; Glomerellales; Glomerellaceae. The transcript has 3 exons. The record is from RefSeq and is a predicted model, not a curated record. Gene Ontology annotation, molecular function: protein binding.